Rotaria sp. Silwood2 is the source of this 1767-nucleotide messenger RNA. Lineage: Eukaryota; Metazoa; Rotifera; Eurotatoria; Philodinida; Philodinidae. The record is from the annotation of a GenBank genome assembly.
AUGAAUAAAGUACAAUGGGAAAGAUUGAUGAGUAUUAAUGCAUCAGCUGAAAGUCAAUUACAAGCAUCAAAUAUUAUAAAUCAACUUAAGUGUCGACAAACAUUUGUUAAAUUUAAGUCUAGUGGUCAUACAUAUUCACGUAUUUAUUAUCUUACUUUAUCUGAAGAUGCUAUUCAUUAUUUAGGAUCAAAACAUAAAUCUAAAAAUGAAGCGUGUAAAAUAAAAGAUAUUGAUCAAAUACGUCCAGGUUUUACAACUGCUGUUUGGAAAAAAUGCUUAAAUAAAAGAAAAAUUACACAAGAUAAAGAAAAUUUAGCUUUUUCAAUUCUUUAUGAUAAUAAUCGGCAUUCUCUUGAUUUACUUGCUGACACAGAAACUAUACGUUCGCAAUGGAUUCAAGGUUUAGAAUACUUAAUAAAACGAUAUCGGUCUCAUAUACGUUCACAUCAUGAAAUAACAAAUCAAUGGGUAUGGUUUUUAUUUUCUCACGCUGAUCAUGAUCAUUCCGGACACUUAAAUCGUGGUGAAGCUCGUCAACUUUUAUUGGCACUCAAUAUUGAAUUAGAUGAACGAGAUUUCGAUGUAUAUUUUAAUCAAGCAAAUAUUCGUAGAAAUAAUUAUGAAGAAUUAAGAAAUUUAGAUAAAGAUGAAUUUUUAAUAUUUUAUAAAUUUGUAUCGCAUCGACCAGAAUUACUUAAAAUUAUUUGCCAAUUCAAUAAUAGUACUACAAAUCAAACAACAAAAACGCUUUCCAAUUAUAGUAUUAUCAAUGCGUUACCUCAUUCAAAUCCAAUUGAACGUCGUCGUGAUUCCUCGUCAAUAAACUUUCAAAAAUCGAAUGGUAAAAAUGCUUCAUCAUGUUUUCGACGAAAAAAGUCAGCAUCAAUUACACGAGAACAUUUUGCUUCAUCUGAUAGUAUUAAUGAAAAUAAUUAUUUAACUAUUGAGCAAUUAAAAGAUUUUUUACAAAAAGAACAACAUAUGGAAACAUUAUCAAUUGAAGAUUGUUCAAAAUUAAUUGCUAAAUUUGAACCAUCUUCAGAAGGACAACAAUAUGAAGAAAUGGGUGUUGAUGGCCUUCGUUUACUUUUACUUCAUGAUGAAUUUUGUAUUAUGAAUCCGAAUAAAUCUCAUCGAAUUUAUCAUGACAUGACACGACCAAUAACUGAUUAUUUUAUUGCUACAUCGCAUAAUACUUAUAUUCGUGAUAAUCAAGUCUACGGUAAUUGUACACCUGAAACAUAUAUUCAUGCAUUAAGAACUGGUUGUCGAGCUGUUGAAAUGGACUGCUAUGAUGGUGAUAAUAUGGAACCGAUUGUUUAUCAUGGUAAUACAUUAACUGCACCAAUUCCAUUUCGAGAAAUUAUUCUUGCUAUUGAAACUCAAGCAUUUAGUGCUUCACCAUAUCCGCUUUUUUUAAAUAUUGAAAAUCAUUGUUCAUAUGAGCAGCAAGGUAUUAUGGCUCGUGUUUUGAAAAAUACUUUUAAAGAUCAUCUUUUGUCUAAACCAUUGGUAGAUAAUUUUGAAACAUUACCAUCACCUGAAGAACUUAAAUAUAAAGUGAUUAUUAGGAGUCGUCGAUAUCCGAAAGGAAAAAUUUCAGCUGAUCCGAAAUCUAAUCGAAGUAACGAUGAAACGGAACCAAAUCCAAAAGAUUAUCAUCCUGAUUUUUCAAAUUUAAUUAUCUAUUCUCAAAUUGUUUCUUUUACGAAUAUAACUCAUACAAUUUGUACACAAAAAUGUUUUCAUUCAAUAAAAUCGAAAUAA